Messenger RNA from Malania oleifera, 2492 nucleotides. RefSeq names its product hydroquinone glucosyltransferase. Lineage: Eukaryota; Viridiplantae; Streptophyta; Magnoliopsida; Santalales; Ximeniaceae. Gene Ontology annotation, molecular function: UDP-glycosyltransferase activity. The record is from RefSeq and is a predicted model, not a curated record. The coding region runs from base 488 to 1954 and encodes 488 amino acids. The transcript has a single exon.
AAAACUACUUUAAGAUUAUUUUAUUAUUAUUUUAUUACCAUCACCACUCGUAUACGUCCCUACCGCUAGUUACAUAUUUUGUUGAUUCUAUUCCUAAUUGAGAUAUACAAUUCGUGAACCAGACCAACCUAGCUAUCCCCUUCCCACUCCCGAAUAAUAUCUUCCGUGAAUCGUUUCUUAAUUCUUAGUUACCCGCUGCGAGCACAUUUGCGGACGAUGCGAGGCUAACCUGAAAAAAUGGACCUAUGCACCUUUGCCUCCCAUUAUUAUAUAUAUCUUAAGAGAGGAACUUAUUCUCUAUCGAAUUCACAAAAUUUACAGUUCAAGUUGGCAGGCAUCUUCAAUCAAUUCCAAGCCUCAUUAAGAACCACCUUCGCCAAUAAUUUGGUAUCUCACCCUAAUCUUCUCUCCCUUCCCUAUCUCUGUAAAUUGCACCAACUGUGGAAAUCAAAACAGUACUCAAACUCACCGAGCUACACGCGUGCAGAUGCAUAUGGCGAUCACGAAUCCACCCCAUGCGGCAGUUCUCGCGAGCCCCGGCCUGGGCCAUUUGAUCCCGUUGCUGGAGCUCGCCAAGCGCCUCGUCACCUUCCACGACAUGCACGUCACCUUCCUUGUCAUCACCACCCAUGCCUCCGCCGUGCAAUCCCAACUCCUCCGUUCCUCUUCCCUCCCCGACGGCCUCCGCCUCCACCUCCUCCCGUCGGUCGACGCCUCAUCCCUCUUCCCCCGAGAUACCACUCUCGUUGUCCGCAUAAGCACCAUCGUUCGGGCUUCCCUCCCGUCUAUCCGAUCCACCAUCGCCGAUCAGCCCCGUCCCUCUGUACUCAUCGGCGACAUUUUUUGCACGGAUCUUUUCGAAAUGGCGAAGGAGCUUUCGGUUCCCAUGUACGUGUUCUUCACGGCAUCAGCCAAGUUGCUCGCCUUCAUGCUUCAUCUUCCCACUCUUGACGAAGAGGUCGAAGGAGAGUAUGUCAACUUGCCGGGGCCCGUGGCGAUCCCGGGUUGUGACCCUAUACGAACCGCCGACUUGAUCGAUCAGGUCCGGAACCGGAAGAUCGACGAGUACAAGUGUUUCUUGCACCAUGCAAGCAGGAUGUGCAUGGCUAAGGGUAUUCUCGUCAAUACAAGCGAUGACAUAGAGCCUAAAACACUUGCUGCCCUGAGAGUUGACCCGGACUUCGACAAGCUGAGGCCUACACCCUUGCCUCCCGUGUAUCCAGUGGGUCCCUUGAUCAAAUCAGACGACGGCGACCAAGCUGAGGUGAUGACGUGGCUGGAUGAUCAACCGGCUGAUUCUGUCCUCUACAUUUCAUUUGGAAGCGGUGGGACCCUUUCAGCAGAGCAGGUGACUGAGUUGGCUCGGGGGCUAGAACUGAGUCAGCAGCGGUUCAUUUGGGUGGUGCGACCACCUUCUUCCGAGUCAAAAGCGGCGGCCUCCGGGACGUUCUUCAACGUGGGGAGCGAACACGAGGAGCCGUCGGAUUUCUUGCCAGAUGGGUUCUUGGAGAGGAUCAAAGGCGUGGGAAUGGUGGUCUCAUCGUGGGUCCCGCAGGUGAAGGUACUCCGCCACGCAUCGACUGGCGGGUUUCUCACGCACUGCGGUUGGAAUUCGAUUCUGGAGAGCGUCGUGCAUGGGGUGCCGAUGAUCGCGUGGCCGCUCUACGCCGAACAAAGGAUGAACGCGACAAUGCUGGUGGAGAGCCUCGGGGUGGCGGCUCGGCCGUUGUCGCCGCCGGGAAGGGUGGUGGGGAGGGAGGAGAUAGAGAGGGUUGUGAGAAUGGUUAUGGAGGCGGAAGAAGGAGCGCAGAUGAGGUGUAGGGUGGAGGAGCUUAAACAGAGGCUGUCCAAAGCCAUAGAGGAAAAGAGGACCUCUUAUAAUUUGUUCUGUGAAGUUGAAAAGUGGAAGAUGGGAAGUAAGAGCUCUCUCGGAGUGAAAGGGCACUCACAGUAGCGGCUCUUCAUGCCUAGGAGAAUAAUUUAAUUAGGGGUCUUUAAUAUUUUAUUUAAUUUUUAUUUUUAUUUAAAAUUAAUUUUUUUAAGUAUAUCAAAUAAUUUUAACUGCAUUGUAUCUGCACUCCACCUACCAAACACAUGAAUUCCAUAAAUAAUGUUAAUAUUAUUAUAUUAAAAAAAUAUUUAGGGGUCCCAAAAUUUUUGGAGCCCUAGGCAAGUACCUCAGUGGCCUAAUGUAAGAGCCGGCCCUGGGCACUCAUGAGCACUGAAGUGUUCGCAAUUAUUUCGGAACAUAACAUAUGAAAGCUUGAUCUGUGCAUCAGUUAUUAUUGUUUAUUUGCCAUUUUCGCCACUCUCCAGCUGCCAGUUGAGGGUAGAACGUUCACAAUGUAUUAUUGUUGGCCAAGGUUGUGUAAUUAUAUAUGUUUAGAAGAUCAAAUUGGUGUCACACCAUAUCGUCCAAAAUGACAUUAUAUGGCUGUAGUCACCGAAUUAUAAAAUAAUAAAAAAUAAAUUCAUUUCUACCAUUUGAAAAA